CCCUCCACCCGUCCUCCAUUAAUCUCGUCGAGCCUGAGAAGACCAUUCGCAGGGCGAGCGAAAUCUACACGAGCUUGAAGAUUGUUCUCACGAUCCAUCCCAAUUCGCAUUCGGCUCGCCAUCUCCUCCAUUCCUUCGCAAGCUUCUUUUCUUGGAGUCACGCGCGGAGCUCCUUCUUCCUUCGAUCGUCAAAACGCCGAAAGGGCUUCUUCUUCCUCCGAUUGUCCAAGCCGCAAGGACCUUCUUUCUCCUUUGAUCGUCCAAACCGUGAAAGGGUUUCUUCUUCCUCUGACUGUCCAAGCCGCAAGGAUCUCUCCCUUCUCAGUUUGUUUGAUAUGGCUCCAGAAACCCGUUCAGCAGCUCAUCCAACAAAGGUUCUGCAUUCUACUUCUGAAUUCAAGCGAUGGGGUAGGAAGUACCCUUUCAUCAGAUAUGGCUUGCCCCUCAUUUCGCUCACUGUGCUGGGUUCAGUCGGUCUUGCUCAUCUCAUACGGGGCAGCAAAGAAGUAACAAAAGAGAAAGAUGAUCUAGAGUGGGAUAUUAUAGAAACAACCAAAGCAUUGACAAGAACUGGCCCUACAAUGGCUUAUAAUCCAAAGAAACUUUCAUUGGAAGAGGAGCUGAAGGCUUUGCAAGAGAAGGUUGACAUUAACAACUAUGAAUACAAGAGGAUUCCGAGGCCAAAGGAGGUGAACUAAAUUAGUAUGUAAGUGAUAGAAGUUAUGUGAGGAUUUUAUUUAUUUCCUGUUGUUUCCUAUUUAUGUAUUUCUUUUUAUUUUCGGCUAGUAAUAGGAGUUUUUGUUUUUAAUUUAUUUGAUUUGAUUUUUAUAAUCUUGGAGAAAUGAGUGUUAUUUCUUUUCCAAGUUUAUGUUGUAUGUAAGCCAACAUUUUGUAUGAAUAAAUG
Molecule: messenger RNA, 904 nt
Organism: Phalaenopsis equestris
Lineage: Eukaryota; Viridiplantae; Streptophyta; Magnoliopsida; Asparagales; Orchidaceae
Exons: 4
Coding region: 336-698 (120 amino acids)
Cellular component (GO): mitochondrial membrane
Source: RefSeq, a predicted model, not a curated record